GUAACAACCAAGUCCUGGGCAAGUUCUCCUGGUGAAUUCAACAUUAGGUAACCACUAGACUAACAUUCUUAACCUUGUGGAAUGCGACGUGAAUGUAGCUUUCAGCAAGGAUAUGCGCAAAUGAACCAGCCGGCCGGUAUCCUUUUGCAAUGGAAACGCAGGAUGGGCCGUCACAAGACAGGGUCAAGCUUGUAGCAUCAACAGGAGAUAUCACCACCGGUUAUAGUACUUCAUCAAAAGCCACAGAUGGCGAUACCGAGACCGCCAGAUCACAGGACGGCACUGUUAGCUACUUUGAAAAGGUACAAUGGACCGCUGAUGGCACGACGCUCUUGGCUUCCUCUUCUACCAACCUGGUAUCAGGGUAUAUCGUGCCCGAGCAUCUCCUUACGGCAAGCAGCGAACUCACUCUAGAGCCACAAGCAGCUGUCCAGCUUCCCGAAACAAGCAUUGUGUUGUCAGGGGCGCCAUAUUUCUCCCUCGCCCAGCCUUGGACACAGCAGCUCCUAGUUUCAGCUCGGGAUCAUCCUAUUCAGUUAUUCUGCCUUACCCCCUCUUUAUCCUCUCCGUCUUCGCCAGCAAGUACACACUCUCCUAUAUCUUCCUACCCUUUCACAAAAGCUCGCAGCGAAACAUUCCUCACUGCAACGUCCCUCAUAUGGCCGUCACCCGGCACGCAUUUCAUAGCGGGUAGCCGUAGCCUUCUAGCGCGCUUCGACAUACAGCGCACAGGUGAGGAACCACUGACACGGAUCCGCACAAUUCCUUCAGAGCGGCAUCUAUCAAAAGGAGGUGGUGUCGGUAUGCGAGGUGACAUUUCGGCGCUGGGCGGGCAACCGAUGGACGCGGGUCUCGUCGCGGCAGGUACAUGGACCAGGUGGGUUGGAUUGUACGACUUCACCCAGGCCGGCACGUGUGUCGCGACGUGGGGUAUUGCGGCCGCACUGCGCGAAACUGCUAUGAAUAAUGAGUGGAGCCAAGAACCGAGGGGAAUAGGGGGGGAUGGCAUUACUCAAACUAUCUGGAGCCCUUGUGGGAGGUACCUUAUCAUCUGCGAGCGUAAGUCCCGCGGUGCUCUAAUAUACGAUGUACGCGUCACUGGGAAGCUUCUCGGCUACUUGACGGAACGUGACGCAGUAGGGAACCAGCGGGUAGCUUGCGACGUGUUCCCUAGCGUGAACGAGAACAGCGGCUUCGAGGUGUGGUCCGGUACGUCGAAUGGUAUAGUGAAAGUUUGGGAGGGUGUUGGAAGCCUGGAGGGACCUCACGCGCCCGCGUGGGAAUGGGUUGCCCAUCGAUCUACCAUUAGUAACGCAUGCCUCCAUCCUAGCGGCACGGUCGUUGCGACGUGUGCUGGUUCAUGGGAGUUUCCUGAUGGAGACGACGAAUUACCGGACGAUUCACCCAGUAACAGUGACCAGAGCCACAGUAACAAUUCCGAGAGAGGCAGCGAUGUUAGCAGAAGCGACUUUGAACCUCAUAGUACGGCGAGCCAGAUGCCUUGGAUGCACAGACGAAUUAAAGAAAGCAGCUUGAAACUUUGGAGUGUUGGAGAUGCUCCAACUAUAGCCCAAGGCGCUGAGCAUAAGUAAGGUUUCACGAGUGAGCCAUGAUACCCAACUUCAUAGCAAUGAAAUAGAUGUAUAUAUCUCGUAGCCAGCGCAGCCCCAUCAGCAUUCAGGACUUAGUAAUAGCUGCUGU
This is a messenger RNA of Xylaria bambusicola, 1701 nucleotides long. RefSeq lists its product as uncharacterized. The transcript has a single exon. The record is from RefSeq and is a predicted model, not a curated record. Bases 150 to 1592 code for a protein of 480 amino acids. Lineage: Eukaryota; Fungi; Ascomycota; Sordariomycetes; Xylariales; Xylariaceae. Gene Ontology annotation, molecular function: protein binding.